Molecule: messenger RNA, 1227 nt
Organism: Didymodactylos carnosus
Lineage: Eukaryota; Metazoa; Rotifera; Eurotatoria; Philodinida; Philodinidae
Source: the annotation of a GenBank genome assembly
AUGAAUCAUGGUUUGAUAAACAAUCCGAUUAAUGAUCAAAACGUAGCACGUUUUACUCAACAAAAUUCUUGUCCUAAUACACCUAAUAGUGCUUCAACGCCAAAAAGACAAAUUGAAAAUGAACAAUAUAAGAGUAACUUAAAUAAACGUCCAAAGGCAACGUUAAACCGUCAAUACCUUAGUAAUAAUAACCAAUAUAGUGUACCAUUUGCACAUUUAAAACGUGCAGACACCGUUCCCUGCUUUAUUAUACAAUUUGAUUCAAAUAUUUCACCAAGCGAAUUACCUUCAAGUGUAAUAGCUAGUGAUUUAAUUCAUGAAAAUCUUAUUCAAAAUGGUGUCAGAAUUAAUCCUUUUUCAGUUGCUGUAUUAACUGGAAAAUAUGAAUUAAAGUUAGGUGUUAAUAAUAAAGAAGAUUAUUCUACCUUAAUAUUAACGGGUAAAUUUAUUCGGUAUGUACCAAUCACUUUUAAUCUGGAGCAAGUUAAAGAGGAAAUAAAACGUUCUAUUAAAUCUACUGAUCACUUUAAUGAAAUUAUCUAUUCCUACGAACGGCCUACAAGGGAUUACCGUUUUACAGUAGCCGAUUUGAGAGAAUAUAACGUGACAUUACAGCUAGGUCGUAUUACAGUAGGUAACCGGUUACUACCUAUCACAACACACAAAGCAGCAAACAAAAUGACAUAUUGUACUAAAUGUUGGGGUUUGGGCCAUUUAAGAGAUGUAUGUACAAUACUAACUCAAAGAUGUCGAAUAUGUUUAGAAUUAAAUAAAGCUGUUAAUAUGGCAAUUUGUGAAGGUAAAUUACACCGUCGUGAAAAAUCACAACAACAGGAUCAACCGAUUACAUUUCGUUAUAACAGUAAUGAUUUCCCAGUAAUGACUACUGAUAAAAUCAAGUAUAAUCCAUGGAAUAUACAGAAUAAUAAUAGUGAUCAACAGAACAUAAUGAACUAUUUACAGCAAAUGAAUCAUGACAUUAAGCAAAAUUUUAAACAAAUUAACGAUAAAUUAAAUAUUCAACAGCAAGUGAUUGAAAUUAACACAACAAAUACUUAUUUGAAUAAAAUAGUGAUACAAUCUACUCUGUCAACGUUAUCCAAAAUGAUGAAUAAAGUGAUUAAACCCCUCAUUAGCCUAAUACAAGAGGAACGAGACAAAGAAAGUGUUUUAAUGGCUUUGGACGAUUAUGAUCAUGACUUACUCAAACAGCAUUGUUGCACCUAG